Molecule: messenger RNA, 2682 nt
Organism: Ipomoea nil (Japanese morning glory)
Lineage: Eukaryota; Viridiplantae; Streptophyta; Magnoliopsida; Solanales; Convolvulaceae
Product: protein STRUBBELIG-RECEPTOR FAMILY 7-like
Exons: 17
Coding region: 280-2418 (712 amino acids)
Biological process (GO): protein phosphorylation
Molecular function (GO): ATP binding; protein kinase activity; protein binding
Source: RefSeq, a predicted model, not a curated record
AAUGCGAAUAAUAAUAAAGAAAUAAUAGGGGAUUGAAGGAGAAAAAUUUUGCUUUGUGGAGAAGAGAAUUUUGGUUUUUGUGGAAAAAAUUUUGGUGGGUUUUGGUUGUUGAAGGCGCCAGUAGAUCGUGGCUGCCAGCUUUAGUUGGAAUGGGUUAUGGGUACACAUGAAUACAGUAUUAUUAGGAGGAAAGGAAGUUUUUGGUAUUUGUUCCCGAGUUGGGAGCUGGGUUUGGGUUCUCUCUGCUAGGUAGAGAUAGAGAGAGAGAGAGAGAAGGAAAUGAGGGAGGUGGCGGCAAUGGCGGCGGCGGUGGCGGUGGCGGUGGUGCUUCUCUUGUUGAAUGGUCCGGUCUUAGCUAAUGCUGAUACAGAUCCAAAUGAUGCCUUGGUUCUGAGGGCAAUGUUUAGUAGCCUAAAUUCACCGUCACAGCUGACGAAAUGGAGCUCGAGUGGCGGUGAUCCUUGUGGAGAGUCCUGGAAGGGAGUCACUUGCUCGGGGAAUAGAGUAACCGAAAUCAAGCUUUCGAGUUUGGGACUGGGUGGAUCAAUGGGAUUCCAAUUGGAUCAACUGAAAUCCGUAACCACCUUUGAUAUAAGCAAUAACAAUCUCGGGAACCAGUUACCUUAUCAGCUCCCUCAGAAUGUGAAGAGACUAAACCUUGCUGGGAAUGGCUUUAGUGGUGGCCUCCCUUAUUCCAUUUCACAAAUGACUUCUCUGCAAUACUUAAAUGUGAGUCACAAUCAGUUUCAGGGCCAGGUGAAUGACAUGUUUGGAUCGCUCUCUUCCCUCUCCACAUUGGAUUUUUCUUUUAAUUCUCUGGCGGGUAAUCUUCCUCAGUCUUUCACCUCGCUUUCAAGUAUGAGCAAAAUGUUUUUGCAGAACAACCAGUUUACUGGAACUAUUAAUGCCCUUGCGAAUCUUCCCCUCGAUAAUCUAAACGUUGAGAACAACCGAUUUACUGGCUGGAUUCCUCGGCAGUUGAAAGGCAUAAACAGCAUACAAACGAACGGUAAUUCAUGGAGCUCGGGGCCUGCGCCCCCACCUCCACCCGGUACACCACCCGCAAGCAAGCCCAACAGGAAUAAUCACAAAUCAGGAGGCGGUAACCGCCACUCGAAUGGCGGUGGCAGUGAUGGUGGAAGUGGAAAAUCUGGGAUAGGGGGAGGAGCGGUUGCCGGGAUUGUAAUUUCCGUUUUAAUUAUCGGAGCAAUAGUGGCAUUUUUCGUCGUCAAGAGAAAACCGAGAAGGACAAUAUCGGAUAUAGAGAAGGUCAAUAACCACCCGUUUGCUCCCCUUGCUAUGCAGGAAUUACAAGAGAUGAAGUCUAUUGAAACGUCCCCGAGGACGCCCACCAUAGCAAUGAAAACCGUGGACACUCUAACUGCAGUAAAUCUAAGACCCCCGCCUGUCGAUUAUCAUAAAACGAUUAAUGAAGAACCGAUUGUUCCCGCCAAGAAAGUCAAUAUAGCUCAAAUAAAGGCCACUCGGUAUUCUAUUGCAGACCUACAGAUGGCUACAGAUAGCUUCAGUGUCGAGAAUCGUCUUGGCGAGGGAUCAUUUGGACGUGUCUACCGGGCUCAAUUUGAAGACGGGAAGGUUCUUGCUGUAAAGAAAAUUAGUUCUUCUGCUCUGCGGGACCCUGAAGAUUUUCUGGGUAUAGUUUCUGAAAUAUCGAGGCUGCAGCAUCCAAACGUUGUUGAGUUGGUUGGAUAUUGUUCAGAGUACCGACAACAUUUGCUGGUUUAUGAAUUCCACAAAAACGGUUCUUUGCACGAUCUUUUGCACCUCUCUGAUGAGUACAACAACCCCCUAACUUGGAACAGCAGGGUCAAGAUUGCUUUGGGGACAGCUCGAGCAUUGGAGUAUCUACACGAAGUUUGCUCACCAUCGGUGGUUCAUAAAACCUUAAAAUCUGCUAACAUUUUACUCGAUUCGGAGCUCAACCCUCAUCUAUCGCACGCUGGAUUAGCAAGCCUUAUCCCAGCUGGAGAUCAGGCUUUGAACCAUAAUUCUGGCUCGGGAUAUGGUGCACCCGAGGUUGCCAUGUCUGGUCAGCAUACUAUAAAGAGUGAUGUAUAUAGUUUCGGAGUUGCCAUGUUGGAACUUCUUACUGGAAGAAAACCAUUCGAUAGUUCAAGGCCAAGAUCUGAGCAAUCUUUAGUUCGGUGGGCUACACCUCAGCUCCACGACAUUGAUGCUCUGUCUAAGAUGGUAGAUCCAGCACUGAACGGACUUUAUCCAGUUAAAUCCCUCUCUCGUUUCGCUGAUGUAAUUGCUCUCUGUGUCCAGCUGGAGCCCGAGUUCAGACCGCCAAUGUCUGAAGUUGUGGAGGCAUUGGUUCGGCUUGUGCAACGAGCAAACAUGAGCAAGAGAACAUUCGGCAAUGAUCAGGGCGACAACGCAGACGCUAAAGAUUAAUUACGGGCCUUAGGAUUCUCAUUCUCAUGAAGGUUGAUGAUGCUUCCCCCUUGUGACUAAAGUUAAGGUGCAUAUUUGCUUCCUUUGCUGUAUUGUAUAAUGCCAUUAGUGUAUAAUAUUCUGUAAUGUGUUGAUAGUGUUCAUUCAUUAAUUUAUCUCAAGCUCUGCAGACAUGGUUUUGCUUCUUCAGCUCAUACAUUAUAAAACAGGACCUUCCCAUAAAAGGGUUUCAUUGUUUAUGAAAAUUGAACAAAAACAUGUUUU